This is a messenger RNA of Batrachochytrium dendrobatidis JAM81, 1230 nucleotides long. RefSeq lists its product as uncharacterized. Gene Ontology annotation, cellular component: endoplasmic reticulum membrane; plasma membrane. The record is from RefSeq and is a predicted model, not a curated record. Gene Ontology annotation, molecular function: FFAT motif binding. The transcript has 2 exons. NCBI's taxonomy places the organism in Eukaryota, Fungi, Chytridiomycota, Chytridiomycetes, Rhizophydiales. Bases 59 to 1072 code for a protein of 337 amino acids. Gene Ontology annotation, biological process: endoplasmic reticulum membrane organization.
UUUUAUAGAAAUAGAUUGAAUUAGUAAGACUGAAUUCUGUGUACAACUUGUUGAUGACAUGAACAGUUUGGAAAGUAGAUUCGAAUCAUCCACCCUCACCAAUGUCAACGUUUCUUCCACUUCUACUCUUCAAUCAAAUACCAUGUCUGGAGUCGACAGCAAUCCAAACAGUACAGCUGCUUCACGCAUGGAAACUAACAAGUAUCUGCUCAUUGAACCUGACAAGGAACUGCAGUUUCGUCGUCCCUUCACCAAUGUUAUCAAACAGGUCUUGGUCAUCACCAACAGUCAUCCAACAGCUGCCAUGGCUUUUAAAGUUCGUACUACCACUCCAAAGCAAUACUGUGUUAGACCCAACUCUGGAAGGUUACUUCCUGGUGCUAGCAGUGAAGUGAGUGUGUUACUACAGGCCAUGAGAACAGAUCCACCUCUGAAUUACAGAUGUCGAGACAAGUUUCUAGUAUUGGCCAUUGUGAUCAAUGACGAUGUGAUGGCUUUGGAAGGCGAUGCUCUGCAACAGAGUUUACUUGCCUUAUGGGCUGAUGCUGACAGAGCAAAGGCUGCUGUUCAUAGUGGUUCUGCUGAUGUAGACACUGUCGCAAUGGUUGAUAAUCUUAUAUAUGAACGCAAGCUACGCUGUACAUUCUUGCCUGCACUCGAUGCUUCAGUUGGUACGGAUGCAUCACCACCCUUGCCAUUACCCUCAAAGACUGUUCAGUCUGGACUGUCUUCUGCUCCUGUCUCCGACUUUCACGAUGCUCAUGAGCAAACUCCAUUGCGUGGUACUGUCAAACCCACUGCUUCAGUACAUUCAACUACCGAUCAAGAGCUUGUAGAUGCUCGUGAAAAGAUUCGAUCCUUACAGUCUGCAUGUGAGGCAUACAAGAUCGAGAUUGAACGACUCUCUCAGGUUCGAUUACGUCGCGCUGAGGCUUCUGGCUCUGGUCUUUCCAACGAACCUUCUGCUAUACGUGGUCAAACUAGCAUGAAAGCAAAGAACGACACACUUUCGCUCACAUUUAUCAUCAUUGCUGUCUUGGUCGCAUUUUUGGCUGGUGUAUACCUCUUUUGAUAGAAUGUUCCACGCUCAUCUGUUGCAUUUCCAACUGUAGAUUCGUCUUUGAUCUCACAUCACUUGCGAGCUUCUCUUCUCAAUUCACUCACCACCCUUUAUCCAAAUCUUGCCAUUUUCUUUGAUACAAGAAAUAUAUUCGGCUCUUUCCAAAACUU